Molecule: messenger RNA, 513 nt
Organism: Dibothriocephalus latus
Lineage: Eukaryota; Metazoa; Platyhelminthes; Cestoda; Diphyllobothriidea; Diphyllobothriidae
Source: the annotation of a GenBank genome assembly
AUGAACGUCGGAUUCAAAUUUCGCAGUGAGCUAUCGGCCCAUUCUGGUGAUGUGCGGAGUAUCUGUUGCCCCCGGGCUGGUCUGUUGCUCUCGGCUUCACGGGAUUUCACGGUUCGUUCAUGGAACCUAGACACAGACACAUCACAAGUCUCAGAAGGCAAAGUCUAUUCUAACCAUACAAAUUAUGUGUCGGCAGUCACAUACUUGCCAUCAUCGAGUCUCUUCCCACAUGGACUCAUUCUCACGGCUUCCAAUGACAGAAUAAUUCGAGCCUUCAACGAGGUGGACUGCAGCGAACCGGUUUUCGUUCUACAUGGACACACCGAACCUGUUUGUGCACUGGCGACCAACGAUGACGGCUUCAUUUUCAGUGGCUCCUGGGACUCUACGGCAAAGAUCUGGAAUCAUGACCUGUGUCUGGCAACUCUCACACAAUCUAUCAUCGGUACUUCGAAGUGGUACGUUAUCAGCUUGGACGCUGGCCAUCCAGAAGUGCCGAAUGCCAGUUGCUAG